GAACGUGAUGACCAGCCUUCAAAGUUUUACAGAUAUAUUGGAUGAGGAGAUAGAUAAUUCUCCGCCAUUUUCCUUGCCGACAUUGGGUACCUCUAAUUCAGAUGAUCAGAAUGUGGUAAACAAUGUUAACAUUUCAAAUAAAGGUCUCAAUAGACCACCAAAACACACAGGAGAACGCCAAGGUCUAAGAAGUGUUGAAGAAAUAGAUCCAAAAUACAGAGAUGUAUUUAGCUUUCAACAUUUUAACGUUGUGCAAACUAAAGUUAUUGAAGAUGCUUUAUAUUCUGACAAAUCUUUGGUGGUAUGUGCUCCGACUGGAUCCGGAAAAACGGUUAUAUUUGAAAUGGCCAUAGUCCAAUUGCUCAUGGAGAUGGAGGAGAAAAAUAUCGAUGAAGAUUUUAAGAUUAUUUACAUGGCGCCAAUCAAAGCCAUAUGCACAGAAAGAUUAACAGAAUGGUCUCCAAAAUUUAGUAAAUUUAAUUCGUUAUGCAUUGAAGUGACAGGUGAUACUGAUGUUGAUUUCUCACAGUUGAAACCUUACAGGAUUAUAAUAACAACGCCGGAGAAAUGGGACAUGUUGACAAGACGAUGGCGUGACUACAGAGGUAUGGUGGAAGUUAUCAAAUUGUUCCUUAUAGAUGAAGUUCAUAUACUGAACGAUGUCACUCGCGGUCCUGUUUUAGAAGCCGUUGUCAGUCGGAUGAAGACGAUUCAAUCUUCAAUACAAUCUACUUAUCGAAUAGAGCAACUUCAAAAACAAAAACAAGGCAAUAUAAAUAUAGCACAAAUAGAGGCGAAUGCUCCUAAAAUAAGAUUUGUCGCGGUUUCCGCAACAAUUAGUAAUCCAGAAGAUGUCGCUGAAUGGCUUGGCACCACUAACAAAACCGCUGUGUUUUAUAAGUUUGGUGAUGAAUGUCGUCCGGUGAAGAUAAAACGCGUAGUAGAGGGCUACCCCUGUCCAGUAGGAACGAGUAUAUUUAAAUUUGAUAUUACCUUAAACUAUAAAUUGUGGCCCAUCAUUCAGAGAUAUCAUGAUAAGAAGCCAACGUUGAUUUUCUGUAACACUCGAAAAGGCGUUAUUCUAACGGCGGAGGCUUUAUCCCGUGAGAUUACAUUAAGAUUUAGCGAAGAACAGAAAGCGAAACUCACAGCUUUGGCUUCCGCUAUUAAGACUAAGAAAAUCCAAUCACUAGUAAUGUGCGGUAUCGGUUGUCACCACGCUGGCUUGCUGUUCGAAGAGAGGGUGAACAUAGAGAGAGCAUUUCGUAACAGCGACUUACCAAUACUGAUCACUACUACAACACUAGCAAUGGGUGUCAACUUGCCAGCACAUCUUGUAAUUAUCAAGAAUACACAGCAAUAUGUUAAUGGAACUUAUCAGGAAUACAGCAUCAGUACGGUGCUGCAGAUGAUCGGCCGCGCCGGACGACCUCAGUUCGAUUCUGAAGCCACAGCUGUUAUCAUGACACGUCUUGCUGACAAAGCAAGGUAUCAAGCUCUGGUUGGAGGAUGUGAGCCACUACAAAGCUACCUACAUAAACGCUUAGCGGAGAAUCUAAACAGCGAAGUGGCUCUAGGAACUGUUACCGACCUAGCGCAAUGUGUUCAAUGGGUGCGAUCCACGUUUUUCUUCGUACGAGCAGCACGUGACCCCAAGAUGUAUCUAGGUCUACCGAAGUCAGCGCCCACAGAUCUUAUAUCCAAAAAAAUAGAAGAACUAUGCAUGAAAGCAGUGAACGGGUUGGAAAGCUCGGGUCUGAUAACAAAGGACGAGGUGUGCUGUAUACAAUCAACAGAGGCUGGCCGUCUGCUAUCUAUUUACUAUUUGGACUUGGAAACCAUGAAACGUAUAAUGAAAAUAAAAGGCGACGAGUCUCUAGAACAGUUAUUAUGGGUUGUGUGCGAGAGUCACGAACUAUCUGAUAUGCACCUCCGUGUCGACGAACGGAGAUGUCUCAAUGCCCUCAACAGGAAUAAUACAGCCCCGACUAUACGUUUUCCUAUGAAGGGCAAGAUCAAUACAAGACAGAUGAAACUUAACUGCAUAAUCCAGGCCGUGCUCGGCUGCUUACCUAUCCAUGAACCUUCCUUAAACCAAGAGGCCAUCAUGAUAAUGAGAAUCGCAGUCCGUAUUUGCAAAUGUUUAGUAUCUUACGUCACUCGACCGAAUGCAUUGAGAACUUCCCUGCAAAAUUAUCAGGCCAUAUUGAAUGCUAUAGUUUUAGCGAAAUGCAUGGAAUCACAACUUUGGGAGAACUCAAAAUACGUGAGCAAACAGUUGAAAGGUAUUGGCCCGACUUACAGCACUUUGCUCGCUUCUGCUGGUAAAAUUAAUUUUAUGUUACUAGAAGAGAGUCAUCCCCGAGAUUUGGAAAGGAUAAUGAAUAAAGGACCUCCGGCCGGUAAUGUUCUUCGUAAACAAAUAAGUUUACUUCCAAAAUAUCAACUGACAAUAACACCAAUAGACGAAAAUAGCUUAAAAAUACAACUGACACUGUUAAAUCAAAUGUAUUUGGCUGAGAAUCUGGAUCAAUUAACUGCCGGUGCCAACCACACAUCGUAUAUAAUCAUUGGAGAUUCCGAAAACUACCUUUUGAUAUUAGCAUCGGUCAAAGACAAAGACUUAAUAACCAUUCACAAUGGCGAAAUCACAUACCAAACUGUUAGAAGACAUCAAUUUGAACACAAAAUUAUGGCUCAUUGUAUUAGUUCCAAUUUCGCUGGCAUUGAUGUACACUGUGAGUAUCUGUUUCAAGAAUUGGACUUCGGUUCAAAAGAUAUUAUACCAAUAUCUCAAAUAGAGAAAACAGACGGCAAAAAUAUUAAACAAACUGCCAUAACGGAUACUUUUAAAAUACGAAAAAGAAAAAACCAUGAUCCCGUUGAUACGAACGUUGUAGAAAAGAAAAAAUGUGAUUUUGCUAUAAUAGAACAAAUUAAAUCUUUCACCCAAUCACAUAAUAAAUUACGCAAUGAAAUUGAAAAAGAGGACGAUGAACAAAUAAAUGAAAUUUUAAAUAAAAUCGACAAAGAAAUUCUGCAACAAGAUAGACCUAACUUCAACAUACCUCAAAACCAGGUGCCAGUUGUAUCCAAUACUAGAGGAAAUAAAACUUAUGAUUCAGAAGUUAGAACAACAAAAAAUAGAAUUAGUGGUAGUAAUAAAGAAGAGGACGAUGAACAAAUAAAUGAAAUUUUAAAUAAAAUCGACAAAGAAAUUCUGCAACAAGAUAGACCUAACUUCAACAUACCUCAAAACCAGGUGCCAGUUGUAUCCAAUACUAGAGGAAAUAAAACUUAUGAUUCAGAAGUUAGAACAACAAAAAAUAGAAUUAGUGGUAGUAAUAAAGAAGAGGACGAUGAACAAAUAAAUGAAAUUUUAAAUAAAAUCGACAAAGAAAUUCUGCAACAAGAUAGACCUAACUUCAACAUACCUCAAAACCAGGUGCCAGUUGUAUCCAAUACUAGAGGAAAUAAAACUUAUGAUUCAGAAGUUAGAACAACAAAAAAUAGAAUUAGUGGUAGUAAUAAAGAAGAGGACGAUGAACAAAUAAAUGAAAUUUUAAAUAAAAUCGACAAAGAAAUUCUGCAACAAGAUAAACCUAAGUACGAUAUAACUGAAAAACAGAAAAAAGCAAACAAUAUGACUGAAACAGAGAACAGAGAGAUAGAUGAACAGAGUACGUUUGUGAAUACUGUUAAAAAUCAUAUUGACGAAUAUUUAGAAAAAGCUAAACAAAGUAGUAAAGUCGCAGAAAAACAGGUUCUACAAUUGGUAGAAAUAAGUCCCAACAAAACAAUCACCAAAUCAUUAUGUAAAAAGAAAACCGAUGCAAAACAAAACAUUGUCUCCAGUGAUAAAGGUCUUUCAGAAACUAAUUUCCAAAAGAAUGUUUAUUUAACUGACAAAAACAUCGAUGAUACUUUAAAUGACAAUGAAAACGAGAAUAAUGUUUCAAUUUAUGAAAAUAAGGAAAACAUUGAAGAGUUUAAAUUACCACAAAUUCAAAAGGAAGACCUCGACUAUGCAAUCGCCUCCAAAAUUUCAAAUGUCAACAAAACCAAUAGUGUAAUAUCACUUCGUAAAAAUAAACCAAGUCUUAAUCAUUAUGACAUAAAUGGGUUAGAAUCCAAAAGAUUGAAAGAGGGUUAUUCAAAUUACACAAACACUAGAUGUAUUUGGAAAACUAGUGACAUAGAUAAAACUAUACCAAACCAUGAAAAUGAGCGAAACAUAUCCAAAGAUUUCUUUUUAUUAGAAGAGUUACAAAAUGAGCAUGAAAAUGAUACAAUUUCUAACGCAGUUACUAAUAUCUAUUCAAAAGAUCACGAAGUAUUAGACCACGAAAACAAAUCCAGCAACAAUAAUAGUAUAGAUUAUGACCAUAUAAAAAGUAGUGAAAAAUCUGAACCAAUAUCUAAUCUAGAAAAUUUAAAGCAUAAUACAACAAAAGACUAUCAAUUUAACAACAAGAAAACAAUGGAGAUUUACUAUUCAGAUUAUUACGAUGAAUCUAAUAAGGCAUUGGUUCCAAUGUUAUCUUCUAAUGAUGCCAAUAAUGUUUAUGAAAACCGCAAGCAUUCCCCUAACAGUACUUUAGAACAAGCAGCUGAAAAGAUGGAAGAGAAAGAGAUGUUACUCGAUUCUAAAAAUUAUGGUUCAUCUAGUCCAUCGGUUAUCAAAAAUAAUAUCUCUUUUCAACCAUAUUUCAAUAAAGUAUUAGAUAAAACUGUUUCCUUCGGAUGUGAAUACAUGAAAAAGUUUUCAUUUACAAAAACACAAGUAAAUGUAUGCACGAAAAGUAAUACUGAAGAUAAUUAUUGCAUUAUAAGUAAAGUACAAAUUGAUUUGGACAUUAUUAAAAAUCAAUCUACUAUAGAAAAGGGUAAUUUUACGCCCAUUGAAGAGAAACUACCUAAUAUUUUAGUAGACAAUAAAUUAAAUGGAGAUCAAAACAAUUUAGAAAACAGUAAAAUUCUCAUAGAAGAAACUGGAUGCAAAAACGAUAUAGUCAAAAGAGAACAAACGAACAACAUUCAUAACAAACAAAAGAGUUUAAGCACGAUACAAUCGAAAUUUAAAGAAAGUCCUCAAACAUCAAUACAAUUAAAGGAACAAUGUGAUAAAACAUAUAUGGAACAAUAUUACUCUGUUCCUAAAACAUGUCAUACAGUUAAAGACAUUAUCAAUAAAUACCAAAAGUUAGCCUCCAGAAAAUUUUAUGAAUCAGAUGCAGAAGGUCGUUAUACACCCAGUUCUACCUACAAUAAAAAUACAUCAAAUGUUAAAAAUGAAAAAGUUAAAAGACCUUUCAGAAUAAAAGAUUUAGAUAAACACUAUAAGCCGAAAACUCAAAACACUAAUAUUCAACCACCUCCAGAAUUAGACCAUUCAAAAUUGAUGGCAAAAAUAUUUGAAAGUAUAAAAGAUAGCACAGAGACAAAUAAACAUGAACUGGAAGUAAAUAAGUUAAUAGAUGAACCUGAUAUUGAAUAUACAAGAAAUAAAAAUUUCAAUGAUUUAGAAUCACCUGAUUUAGGAUCGCCUGAUUUAGAAUCGACUGAUUUAGAAUCGCCUAUUAUUGACGAUGAAAGUCCUAGUUUUGAAAAAACAGAUUUGCUCAACAAUGACUUGGAUAUAAGUCAAUCUAUGUUGAAUCCAAAAUCACUACUAGAAAGUUUGGCACAAAACGACAUUAUAUUACCACCGUUGCAAUUUCGCGAUGAAGCUAAACGGAACAGUCCCGUUUUUGAUAUAGAUUUAAAUGACUUUAACCUUACAAAUGUUGAUAAAAUUAAUCUGGAUGAUGCCUUUAAAAAAGACGACAACACAUCGUCAACUGCCAGUGAAAUCGAAACCUGGACAAUGUCAAAAGAUGAUGAAACGUGGUCCAAUAUUUCCAAAUCUACUACCGCAGAAGUAAAUAUCCCGAGAAGAGGGGGUUAUAUUACGAGGGACUCGCCAGAAAUCAAGGCCUAA
Papilio machaon (common yellow swallowtail) is the source of this 5980-nucleotide messenger RNA. RefSeq names its product ATP-dependent DNA helicase MER3 homolog. NCBI's taxonomy places the organism in Eukaryota, Metazoa, Arthropoda, Insecta, Lepidoptera, Papilionidae. Gene Ontology annotation, molecular function: nucleic acid binding; ATP binding. The record is from RefSeq and is a predicted model, not a curated record. The coding region runs from base 8 to 5980 and encodes 1990 amino acids. The transcript is spliced from 28 exons.